Molecule: messenger RNA, 4887 nt
Organism: Mya arenaria
Lineage: Eukaryota; Metazoa; Mollusca; Bivalvia; Myida; Myidae
Product: zinc finger protein 862-like
Exons: 1
Coding region: 1811-3793 (660 amino acids)
Molecular function (GO): protein dimerization activity
Source: RefSeq, a predicted model, not a curated record
AUACACAAUUCCACGACAAAUUGUUACGUAAAAAUAAAUAACGAAUGUCGGGUAUAUCCAAAAAGACUUGAUACGCGAAACAUUUUAUUAUUAGGUCAAAUACACAUGCAAAGUUAUUUAAAAAUCGCUUACUCCACAAAGUUACAGACCGAACACGAGGAAUCCGGGCGAACUUGUACGCACAAAUAUUUUUCUUGUCUUUUGGCAAAGCACGUCCAUCAAAAGUGCGCGCCAAUGUUAACAUAAAUCUAGAAUUCCAUUUAAUAAUUAACCAAAGGUUAAUACAUGUACCAACCGGUUCCAAUUACAACCAUUUACAUUUAGGUUUUAUUUAAUGAUUAGUAAGAUAUCGCAUUAAGGACGUAUUUGUUACGCCGUUCAAUUUAACUUCCGGGCCGAACGUGUCCCAUCUUCCGAGAAUUCCGAGUAUUUUCAACGUGCCUAGAAUACUUUGAAUGUAAUUGUAACAUUUGUUUUCACAUAAGUUGGAGCAUAAAAAUGAAGCUGUUCGUGAUACUGUCGUCGUAGCUUAUUAUGUUCAAAGUGUUACAAGUUGAGAUUUUCAUACCCGAUAUAUAGUAUCGCAAAGAGACAAUUGUCAAUAUGAGGUUAUCAAUAGCAGGACACCGAGGUUAUUUAUCACGAAAAGUUCAUUGUAUUUUCAAACAACAAUAAAUUCAAAAGAAAAUGUAUUUGUCAUAAAAAUAGUUAGGCGCAACACCUUGCAUGGCUCCGAACCAUUACAUUAGCUAAACAUUGCAGUCUUCGCCAAUCUUCGUAAAUUUAAAUAUAAAAAUAAAUUACCUACGAAAAAAUCAAUUGCGUUUCUAUUCAUUGUUGAAAAAGUAAACUUGUUCGCGACGUUAUAUAAGUUUAAGAGCGAGUUUCAUUUUGGCGGGAAAUUUGCAACAUGAAGUCCACGUGCUCUUUUAUGUCGUUUCAUGUAUAUGCCAAUGACGGUAUACCGUGUUGGAUGCACACAAGGAUGGAUACGUAUACUUGUUUUCCCUUUUGUUUCUCAUAUGAUAAUGGUUAAAACUUAAAUAGCAGUCAUAAUUCAGGGAGUGAAAACUUUUAUUUCGAUAUAAAGGAGACAUUUGUUUGUACAUUUUGUACACUUCGUCAUAUAGAGCUACGUAAGUUUUAAUUAAAACUGUAGAAAACAAUUCUUUAAACCUUUUAAUCUGAACACAGUCUUUUCUAUAUUUCUGUUUAUAUUUAAUUCAUAUUAAGAACGAUAUCAUGGAAAUGUUUAUUUGCUAAAUCAAACAGAAAUAAACAAUUAUUUCAUUUUCAGUGUAUACACGAAAUCAGCACCUUCCGAUGCCAGUGACCCACAAGGAUGGUCGACAACAGACUCGCUUUCCAGGCCCCCUCCUGAUACAGACUCGCGUGGCACUCCUUCGUUCCCUGCAGACUCCCGUCAUGGGACCCGGCCGACCGUAGAAUCGCGCGACACUCAUCUGCCGGCUGCAGACUCGCAACAAAUUCCAUCGACCGCCGCAGGCACGUGUCAUACGCCCUGGCCCGCCGUAGACUCGCACUACACUACUUCGCCCGCCGGAGACACGCACCUCAUGUCCCUGCCGCCUUCAGACUCGCACCUUACUCCUUCGACCGCCGCAGGCACGUGUCAUCCGCCCCGGCCCACCUUAGACUCGUGCUUCACCACUUCGCCCGCCGAAGACACGCAUGAAACGCCCCUGCCGGCUGUAGCCCCGCACCACUCGCACUUGUCGACCACAGACCCGCACCAGAAACCCCCUCCGGCAGUAGACUCUCACCACACGCAGAUCUGUGCCACACACCCAUGUCGACCAAUGACUCUCAUCAAACUCAGUUAAGCAACCCACAAUUGCCGACCAAACAGACAGCAAAUGCAACUUCGAGCAAAAAGGCCAAACACAAAAUUGGAUUUGAUCCAAAGUGGACAGAUGGUAGACCAUGGCUAUACUGCGCAACGGAAGAGACUGAUACUGGCGUUCUUGAUGUAAUGUUUUGCAGACUAUGCCAAAAACACAAAGUGAAAGGGAGAAAUGGCAAUGGAACUUGGAACACCAAUGGGUGCACAACACUUCGGCUCGACAAGAUUGUUAGUCAUCAGAACUCGGAGAUGCAUAGGUCUGCAUUACGAGUUGAAACGGAGGUCCAGCUAAACAUUAGUGACGCCUUCCAGCAGAAGAAGAUGCCAAUGGGCGAAAAUGAGUUCAAAGCACUGACAUGUGCAACAAAGAUUUUGCAUUUUCUUAUAAGCCACAACCUUCCCUACACCACUUUGUUUAAAGACUUUGUCAAUUUUGCUACAAAUGAACUACAAUGCCCAGACCUGCAACACCUAAAACAAGGAAAAAACGCGACAUACACAAGUCCCACAAUAGCAGAUGAAUUCAUGGACUCUAUGGCUACCGACAUCGAGGAGACAGUGAAGCAACGAGUAAAAGACAGUCCCGGAUAUGCCAUAAUGAGUGAUGAAACAACCGAUGUAUCAAAUAAUAAACAUCUUGCCUUCUGUGUAAAGUACAUCAACACUGAAAAUGGAGACGCCUGUAUAGAUUACUUAAAAGAUGUGAAAAUUACCGACGGAAAGGCUGAAACCAUCUUUAAAGAGACUGAGAAAGUGGUAGAAGAGCUUGGAUUAAGCAAUUUUGUCGGGUAUGCCUCAGACGGAUGCCAGACCAUGAUCGGCAAGAAGACAGGGGUUGCAACAAGGUUGAAAGCAAUUAAACCCGGCCUCGUAACUGUCCAUUGCCAUAACCAUCGAUUGGCACUGGCCGCCAAGGACAGCUUUGAAUCGAUCCCGCUCAUGAGAGAUACAGACGAUCUCCUGAACCAUGUCUUCAAGUAUUACCACUACUCUGCAAAUAAAACUGCCUCCCUACAGAAGAUACAGACUAUGUUAGAGGAGAAAGGGAAAACCAUAAAACAGGCAGGCCAUACUCGCUGGCUUUCCCACAAAGCAGCCGUCACCUCUCUACGAGACUGCUACAAGGCUGUUCUCAUCGACCUCGAAAAUGCGGAGGCAUCCGGUGCCGAUAAAGUCAGAAUGGGGAGUGGUCCAAGUGCAAGUGGGCUGCUUAAGAAGCUUAAAAAUCCGGCCACUGCAAAGAUUGUUCACUUUCUGUGUGAUGCUUUAAGACCACUUACAGCACUGACACUGGUCUUUGAAAGGAAUGACAUUAACCUUUCUGUUAUUAAACCAAGGAAAGACUCCACUAUAUCUGGGCUUAAAAAUUUGAAAGAGACAUAUGGAAGCAGUGAGCGAAAAUGUGAUAAGCUCUUGGCAGACCUUGGAUUAGAGGCAACAGAGCAGCAGCUGAAAUCUGUUCAUAAUGCAAGAACCAUAUUUCUGGACAAACUUGUCGACAACAUCAAUGUUCGACUGGCCUCAUCAGAUGUCAUUGAUCAGCUAGCUGUUUUUAACAUGGAUGAAACUGAAACAUUCUACGGCAAUGAUGAGAUAGCCUGCCUUGCCGACAACUUUGGGCUGGACGCUGAUGAGGUCACAGAAGAGUGGGAUGACUUCAAAAAUGCCAUCUCAUCAACAUCGCCUGAAGUCAUCAGAGGGCCACAUAGACUCAUCAAGGCCAUGAUGAAAAUAAGACCACACAAGUUCCCAAACAUAGAAAGACUGUGUGCAACAGCAGUAGUUGUGCCAGUAAGCACUGCAGAAGUAGAACGUGUGUUUUCAGAAUUGGCAAGAACCAAGACAGACCUAAGGAAUCGGUUGCAGGUUGACACAGUACACCAACUCCUGAUGAUAAAUAGGAACGAUAAAUACUUGGCAUUUGACUAAAGUGUACGAAGAUGGUACAAAAUGAAAAACAGACGAAUUUAGAUUUAACCCCAAGACAUGGAAUUUCUUGAAUAGCCUCGUUGAUAAGUUUAGAUUAUUGUGAAUUGGCUAAAAUCAUACACAUGAAUUUUAACACCCAAUAAAAUGCUACUUGAGAGCUACUGGAGUCCAAAUCUUAUUUCAUUUCUAUUAAAUUAUGAGUUGAAGUUGUUGGAGUCAAGCUUGACAAAACUUUCAAAAUUGACAAAAUGAAUUAGUUAGUUAUGUUAAGGAUAUCCAUGCUUAAACCAUACUUAAGAAACAACACUUGAGGCAUUCUAAGAGAUUUGAGUAUCAAAUGUUCAAUUGACUGAUUUUGUUUAUUUUUUUAUCUGCCUAGCCAUAUAUAGAUGGCAUAUGCAAUACUGCAUUCAUGCUAGUGCCAUUUUAAGUCCCUGAAUGCUGAAAUAAGUUUUAAAUGAUGCCAUGUUUUACUCAAGUUUGGUCUUUUUUUAUUUAUGAAAUAAGUUAUCAUUUAUCUCUGCAUUUCCUCUGUAUUUGCACUGUGCUAUUGUCCUGAAAAGAUAUAAAAACAAAUGGUUGAAGAGCUUAAUCAAUUUUUUUUAAACUUAUAUGAACUGAAAUGCUAGUUUUUAGAUUAUGACUUUGACAAUUUUUAGUUUUUAUCAAAAAGAGAUGUUUUGCUCUGUUGUUUUAAUGUAUAUAAUUGAGUGGUGGUUUAAUUAAAUAUUUAUCUUUAAAAUAUUGCAAUAUGCAUGCCAUAACUUAUCAAAUGUAGGCACACAAUUGUAUUCUUGUUAUUUGUAUGAACUUGUCCCCCCUUGGUAAUUGUUGUCUGGUUGCCUCAUUGUAACAGUCUUGUUUGAUCUCAUUGAUUUUUUUUUUAUUAUACUAUUUAUUAUCAUUUAUGAUAAUUUUGUGUGUAUUUCCUGUGACUACUGACUGUCUUCGUGCUUUUACUACAGUCUUUUGGAUAAUAUAAAAAAUACAAUAAAAACUGUUAACUUGCAUCUCCUUGUUGUUGACAUACACAUACUGCUAACUCUUUUAGGCAUAAGGACACACUUAAAGUCACAGUUUGACAACAACCUAAG